CGCGGCAUGAAUGAGAGGCGCGGCGCCGCCCCUCCCCCGCCGGGCCCGCCCCUCGCCGGGGCCGCAGCUAAGCAGUCGCUACCGCCAGCUCAGCGGCUCGGACUCACGGACGCGGCUCGCUAGCAGUUCGCCGCACGAAAGCUGACUCCGGGCGCCGCCGCCCGCACGCCCGCUGCCCGCCGCCCGGUUCAUCCAUGAGCUCAGAUUUCCCACAUUAUAACUUCAGGAUGCCUAAUAUUGGAUUCCAGAAUCUGCCUCUCAACAUAUAUAUUGUGGUUUUUGGCACUGCUGUGUUUGUCUUCAUCCUUAGUUUACUCUUCUGUUGCUACUUGAUUAGGCUGAGACAUCAAGCACACAAAGAAUUUUAUGCCUACAAACAGGUUAUAUUAAAAGAAAAAGUAAAAGAACUUAAUUUACAUGAGCUCUGUGCUGUGUGUCUAGAAGACUUCAAGCCUCGAGAUGAAUUGGGGAUUUGCCCAUGUAAGCAUGCCUUCCACAGAAAGUGCCUUGUUAAGUGGCUGGAAGUCCGGAAAGUGUGUCCUCUGUGCAACAUGCCGGUGCUGCAGCUGGCCCAAUUGCACAGUAAACAGGACCGCGGUCCCCCUCAGGAGCCCCUCCCUGGGGCAGAGAAUAUUGUAUAGCUUGCUGCAAGGAUCAGACUGUUGCUGGACACAUCAGUAUGGAGCCAGGAGGAACACAAGCAGACUCCGUUUUGGCUGCUCUCUGCCUGGGGCAUCCACUGUCACUUCCUUUGCCUCAUGAAGAACUCUUGAGACCCUAGGCAUCUGGAUCUGUGACAACCAAAGCACCCUGAUAUUACCCUAUGCCAAAAGGAGUGGAUGAGCCUGCAGGUUUGGUUUCAGAAGUUUCCUGAGCAUCUCCUGCCUCCCAGGCACCUCCACAUCAAGCAAAAGGGAAGAUAAGCACAGGUGUUAAGAGACCAGAACUGUGAAUGGGGCUUUGAUGCCACCCCCACCUGUGGACCCAUAAGCUGCUGUGCAGACUCGACAGCCUCUUGUUGCCACAUGUCCUCUUGGCAUCCCGAGUCAAGUGAAGCCAGUUGUUCCAUCAGCUGAAGCACAACUGGCUGCCAGUAUUUGGUGAAGCAGCCCUUGCAAGGCUUUUCAGAUUCUGUUCUUUUAAUAAGGCCAUCUUGGAGUCUAAAGACUUUGGAAACAGCAGCAACCGAACCCCUGCCACACGUGCCAGUUCACACUUGCUGUCAAAUCUUCCAAGUUGAAGCCAUUGGAAACACUUGGAAAGGCCUGGUCAGGAGCCAUUCCUCUUCUGUUUGCCUUCCCAGUCAUCAGUAAGACCCAGCAGGAGCUUAACCCUGAACCUCCACUGUCCCUGUGUAACCCAGGGGCCAGGGUACUGCUCAAAGUACACCACAAAUGUAGUGUGAUUCCAUUACAGCUGCUGGCCUCAGCCCACUGGCUAAGGAGUCUCUCUGGGCCCCUCAGAUGGCCCCAAAGAAGAGCCCCUUUCUUAGCAAAGCCAGUCUUCACCCACCAGGAUGGCCAGGACAGACACUCUGGCUUCUCUCCUCCUCUCCUCUGCUCUUUUUCUACAUAAGAAAAAUGUCUUACUGCAUUUUUAAACAUUUAUCCCAAAUAAGCUCCCUGUAAUUCUGAAGCCAGUGAGCCACUUGGAGUUGUAAAUAGUUUGAGGAAGCUCCUGCAUGGCUGGCCUUCUGUUGGUGUGUACCUCAGUUCUGUGGACUUGAGAUCCCUAACUGAAGGUGUUUUUAUAGGGAAAAUGCAUGCUGCUCUUUGGCUCUCCUGUCCAACUUUUCUAGAGAUAACUGCCUCCAAUAGGUUUUGUGAACAGUGUAAGUUCGCCGUGUAAAGCACAGACUGUUAUUCUUACACAGCUUGUUCUCCCUUCCCUUGUCACAAUAGUGCCACUGCAAUGCCUCAUCAACUGCUCUGCUCUGCUCCAUCCUAUAGGUGUGAGAAAAUUUUUUCAGGAAGUACACUCUGGCAUGGGAGAUGGAGGGCUUUGCUACUCUGUUCUUGGAUUCUACCUAAUCUUAGAAUGAGAAGGGACCUGCCUUUGCCUCCAGUAGCUAGGAUCAGUUGAGGAAGGAAAUUCCUAUGUCUAAAAAGCGCUAUGGAAGCCAAGUUGUGGCAGUAUACAUCUAUACACUGCCAGCAGAGGCAGGCAGGGUCACAAGUUUUGAGACCAGACUUGGCUUCAUAGUGAGAUCCUCUUGCAAAAGGGGGUGGCAGGGGUGGGAAUAGAGGCUCUUGGCAGAGUCCAUUUGGAAAAUUACAAAUCCAGUUGGAAAGAAUAAGCUGUUCCCAGUGUUCUCUGUUUGUGACAGGCCAGCUGGAUUCCUAUGCAGGGCAAAGGAGUGUGAAACUUUUUCUAUGACAGCCUUAGCCUGAUUGACCCCAAUAAUCCAUACCUAUGUCCCUCUGUUUGUAGUACCAGAGUCAAAUGCCCACACUCAGUUUACAGUGAAAUGUUUUCAAGUGACCAAUGCCAGCCAGAAGUGGGCUUCUCCUGGCUUAAUUUUGUUAUAGGCUAGCAUCUAGCAUUUCAUAUUGCAUAACUGGAUACAGUAAGGAAAUCCCUCCCCCUUAAAGAUUCCCAUAUGAUCGAUACUAUGAAUUAUUGCCACUCACAGCUUCAGUAGAAUCUUGGCCUUUAGCUUAAGCUGCAGCUUUUCCUGUCCUUGAACUCACCUACUCAAAAGCGAGCAUCACCAAAGGUCUGUAAUUUUAGAGGCAAAACUGCUCAUCAGACUUUUAGAUAGGUUGAGGUGGCUGGUAUGCAACCUGAAUAGUCAGGGGCAUUGGGAGAAUCCUGGGUGUUUUGCUCUGCUCUACCUGAAUGAAGUCCCCUAACCAUUUCUGCUCAGCCACUCUUUAAAUGUGAUUUCUUCCUAAAAGGCAUUCCUUGGGCUCGAAGCUGAAACUACAAAGUAUGUUUCUCAUCUCCCCUUCUUGGCCACUGCUCCCACUUCUGGCACUUGGCAGCCUCAGGAACCCAAUAUUUGCUCCUGAUGUCUGGGUCCCCCACCAGUGCUUCCUAUGUAUCUGCAGCACUGGCCAAGUCAUAUGCACUUAGGCCCAAACUUACAAUGAGACCACCCUUUCCACCUCAGUUCCAGAGUUUCUGGUAGCUUUUUGUGUGGAUGUGUGUGGGUUUGGGUCUACUCUCAGACCACUGGACUCUUUAAGUGUCUUAAGUAGCUAGAGGACUGGGUGUCACUUGUGGGCUGUAGUGUUAGAAAUGGAACAAAACCUAUCUACCCUACUCGGGUCACUGUAACAUACAAGAAAUUGACAUCUGCAGCUUUUCUUUGCCAAGUGUAAUUUAGUUUGGUCUAUUCCUGAUCAUUUAAGGUUCUUUUAACAUGUACUUUGCCUAGCCAAGAAGUAGAACAAAACGGCUAGGUAGGGACAGGUAGCCUCUGGGUGAUGUGUGCUGAGGAACAAGGGGCCUCCCACCGUUGCCAAAUACUGUGCUCGACAAGACUUGACAAAAAGCUCUUUCCCAUGGCUCUGUUCCAAAGCAUGCUAUCUCCAACUGGGAACAGCCACUCUACACUAUGCUGAAGACCUACAGCACUUACUUUCUGGGAAUUUGAGAUAUCUAUAGAGGUUCCUGAGAACUCUAUGCAGAAAUGCUUGGACAAGUUGGAAUUGGCCAACUGUGCUUUCCUCAGCCACCACCUAGAAAUUGUAGCAAGGUUCCUAGAUGGUCUGCCAGUCCAGUCUGGUAGGCACAGGCAUGGGGGAGCAGGAACUGCUGAUAGCACGUAAGUUCCUGGUCACAAACUCAGGAAUUUCUGAACUAUGGGACUUCCCCUGGCUCCACCACAAUCUCUUUGAGACAGGUUCUAUGUACUCCCCAGUUAUCCUGAAUUUGUAUAGACCAGGCUGGCCUCAAAAUCAGAAAUCCAGGGCCUUCUGCCUUGCUCAGUCUUCCUUGAGUCUUUGAAUAGGUAAUCCUUCACAAAAUUCACACA
Messenger RNA from Mastomys coucha (southern multimammate mouse), 3979 nucleotides. It is a transcript of the gene Rnf24, whose product is annotated as ring finger protein 24. Gene Ontology annotation, molecular function: ubiquitin protein ligase activity; zinc ion binding. Bases 195 to 641 code for a protein of 148 amino acids. Gene Ontology annotation, cellular component: endomembrane system. NCBI's taxonomy places the organism in Eukaryota, Metazoa, Chordata, Mammalia, Rodentia, Muridae. The record is from RefSeq and is a predicted model, not a curated record. The transcript is spliced from 6 exons.